This is a messenger RNA of Saccharomycodes ludwigii, 2193 nucleotides long. RefSeq names its product acetate--CoA ligase 1 (gene ACS1). Gene Ontology annotation, cellular component: cytosol. NCBI's taxonomy places the organism in Eukaryota, Fungi, Ascomycota, Saccharomycetes, Saccharomycodales, Saccharomycodaceae. The transcript has a single exon. Bases 1 to 2193 code for a protein of 730 amino acids. The record is from RefSeq and is a predicted model, not a curated record. Gene Ontology annotation, molecular function: acetyl-CoA synthetase activity; AMP binding.
AUGUCGCCUUCUGCAAUUUUUGAAAAAAAAAAUAUUAUACCAGAACAGAAUGACAAAAAUAUUGGAAACUCCGGAGAAAAUCUAAUUUUUAAAAUCAAGGGGAAGCAGGCGAACGAAGAAGAAAAUAUUUCUUCUUUGCCUGAUGACACCUGCAAACAAGUUUUUGAAAACGAGCAUUUAACCAACGUUGAAAUGUUUACACAAAAAUCAAUCAAGGAUAGAACUGCUAAUACACCCUACCCAGGGCCAUAUAUUGCCAAUUUGGAGCAGUAUCGAGCUUUAUACAAGGCCUCGGUGGAAAAUCCAAAAAAGUUUUUCGGUGAUCACGCCAAUAAAUUGUUGAAUUGGUUUAGACCAUUUGAUGAAGUCUACAUACCAGGAGACGAUGGACUCCCAACUUUUGAAAAUAAUGCUUGGUUUUUGAAUGGCCAAUUGAAUGCUUGUUACAACUGUGUCGACAAGCAUGCUUUGGAAAGUCCUAACAAAGUAGCUAUUAUUUACGAAGCUGAUGAACCAAACGAGGGAUAUUCCUUAACUUAUAAAGAAUUAUUUGAACAAGUCUGUCAAGUAGCCCAAGUUUUGAAAUAUUCGAUGGGUGUUAAAAAGGGGGAUACCGUUGCUGUAUAUAUGCCAAUGAUCCCACAAGCAUUGGUUACUUUAAUGGCUAUUAUUAGGUUAGGUGCUAUCCACUCGGUAGUCUUUGCAGGCUUCAGCUCUCAUUCUUUGAGAGAUCGUAUCAAUGAUGCUCAGUCCAAAGUUGUUAUCACCACUGAUGAAAGCAAAAGGGGCUCCAAAGUUAUUGAAACCAAAAAGAUUGUUGAUGACGCCUUAAAGGAAACCCCACAAGUAGAAAAAGUUUUAGUAUUUAAAAGGACUGGUAACCCUAACAUUAAUCAUGUGGAUGGGAGAGAUUUGGAUUAUGAGGAGGAAAGGGUCAAAUACAAUACGUAUACUCCCUGUGAACCAGUUGAUUCUGAGCACCCAUUGUUUUUGUUAUACACCAGUGGUUCCACUGGCACCCCAAAGGGUGUUCAGCACUCAACUGCAGGGUUUUUGUUGGGCGCACAGAUGACCAUGCAGUACUCAUUUGAUACUCACAAGGAUGAUGUAUUUUUCACCGCUGGUGACAUUGGUUGGAUCACUGGUCAUACUUAUUGUGUUUACGGUCCAUUAUUAGUAGGUUGUGCAACUGUUGUUUUUGAAGGCACGCCUGCCUACCCAAACUAUUCUAGAUAUUGGGAUAUUGUUGAUAAGUACAAGUGCACCCAGUUUUAUGUCGCUCCAACUGCCUUGAGAUUAUUAAAGAGGGCAGGUGACAAGUUUACUGAAGGAUAUUCUUUGAAGUCAUUACGUUCUUUGGGAUCUGUUGGUGAACCAAUUGCUGCCGAAAUUUGGGAAUGGUACAACGAAAAAAUUGGCAAGAAGGAAAUCCCAAUCAUUGACACUUACUGGCAAACUGAAAGUGGUUCCCAUAUGAUUACUCCAAUGGCUGGUGGUGUAUCACCAAUGAAGCCAGGCUCUGCCUCCUUUCCACAAUUUGGUAUUGUCCCAGCUAUAUUGGACCCAAACACCGGUAAAGAGUUGAGCAAUAAGGAAGGGGUUCAUGUUGAAGGAGUUUUGUGUUGUAAAAGACCAUGGCCCUCUUUUGCUCGUACUAUUUGGAAGAAUCAUGAUAGAUUUUUAUCUACUUAUAUCACCCCAUAUCCAAAACAUUAUUUCACUGGUGAUGGUGCUGCAAGAGAUGCCGAUGGCUUCUAUUGGAUUUUAGGACGUGUUGAUGAUGUAGUUAAUGUUUCUGGACACAGGUUAUCCACAGCUGAAAUCGAAAGUGCUUUGAUUGAAGAAGAUUUUGUUGCCGAAUGCGCUGUUGUUGGUUAUCCUGACGAGUUAACUGGUUCAGCAGUUGCCGCCUUUGUUGUUUUAAAAAAUAAAUCCAGUUGGAGCGGUGCCUCUGAAGUAGAAUUGCAAGAUAUUAAAAAACAUUUGAUUUUGACAGUGCGUAAAGACAUUGGUCCUUUUGCUGCACCUAAAUUGAUCGUUUUGGUUGACGAUUUACCUAAAACUAGGAGUGGUAAAAUUAUGAGACGUAUUUUGAGAAAAAUAUUGGCUGGUGAAGCUGACCAAUUAGGUGAUGUUUCUACUUUGAGUAACCCUGAAGUUGUUAGGCAUUUAAUAGAAACAGUUAAAAUUUAA